AUGUCGCCAGCAUUCUUCAGCGUAUAUUCAACACAACUGAAAACGUUUCUGACUAAAGCCGUUUGCUGUGGUACUGUCGAGUAUUUACGUGAAGAGGACCUCUUUGGUUUGCGAGUGAUUCAAGUCAAGCACUCAGUUCAUCUUAUCGAACAAUAUUCAACAUAUCGCACAAGAUGA
Molecule: messenger RNA, 177 nt
Organism: Anisakis simplex (herring worm)
Lineage: Eukaryota; Metazoa; Nematoda; Chromadorea; Rhabditida; Anisakidae
Source: the annotation of a GenBank genome assembly